This is a messenger RNA of Arabidopsis lyrata subsp. lyrata, 2455 nucleotides long. RefSeq names its product eukaryotic translation initiation factor 4B2. The record is from RefSeq and is a predicted model, not a curated record. NCBI's taxonomy places the organism in Eukaryota, Viridiplantae, Streptophyta, Magnoliopsida, Brassicales, Brassicaceae. The transcript has 3 exons. The coding region runs from base 411 to 2069 and encodes 552 amino acids. Gene Ontology annotation, molecular function: mRNA binding; translation initiation factor activity.
UGAUAAGAAUCGGCAAAAAACAAAGAAGACUCAUGACCGUUCGUUUCUUCUUCAAGUCAACCGUCACUUGCUUACACGUCGCGUGAACGUUCAAGCCAUUAACUUCCUCGUAAAACUGAUUGCUACGUGUACCACACGCUCCAAUCCCGCGCGUAUUGCUAUAUCUCUUUCUCCGUCCAUUGCUCCUCCGUUGCGAAACCUACAAACAAACAAACCAGCUUCACAAGGAAUAAAAAUCCGAUUUUUACAUAAAAUUUUCAUCUUUCGGCGACGACGAGAGAAUCUUGAGAUUGGAUUCGAUUUCAGGGCAGUAACUUUGAUUGGAGUCUUUAGAUUCGUCACUCUCAAUUUGUGUUGUGCGUUUUUUCAGAUCUGGGGGAAUCUCCGAAUUUGGAAUUGAAAAAUCACAGAUGUCGAAACCUUGGGGUGGAAUCGGCGCAUGGGCCGAUGAGGCUGAGCGUGCCGAUGAAGAGCAAGCUGCUGAAGCUACAGCCACGGCGGCGGAUUCUCAGAGUUUCCCGAGUUUGAAAGAGGCUGCGACUGCUAAGUCUUCUAAGAAGAAGAAGAAGAUGACUUUAUCGGAGUUUACCAAAGGAGCAUACACUGCUCCAAGUUCUGCUGGAUUGACGAGGGAACAGAUGCUUCAGCUUCCUACUGGUCCUAGACAACGUUCUGAGGAGGAAAUGCAACCUGGUCGUCUCGGUGGUGGAUUCUCUUCUUAUGGUGGAGGAAGGUCUAGUGGACCUCCGGGAAGAAUGUCACGAGAUCGAGACGAUUCUGAUGGGUCUUGGGGCGGUGGUGGUGGUGGUAGGAGAUCUUAUGGCGGAUUUGAUGAUGAUCAGAGAGGAUCUAAUUCUAGGGUUUCUGAUUUACCACAAGUGUCUAGGGCUGAUGAGGAUGAUGAUUGGGGAAAAGGAAAGAAAUCGCUUCCUUCGUUUGAUCAAGGACGUCAAGGUAGUCGUUAUGGUGGUCUUGGAGGCGGGGGUGGUGGUGCUGGCAGUUAUGGCGGAGGAGGUGGUGGUGCUGGCAGUUAUGGCGGCGGAGGUGGUGGUGCUGGUGGUGGAGGUGGAUUCUCUAAAGCUGAUGAGGUUGAUAAUUGGGCAGCGGGUAAAGCAAAAUCAUCUACAUUUGGGUCGGGUUUCCGUGACUCUGGACCAGAGCCUGACCGGUGGGCCCGAGGAGUCCUCCCUUCCGGUGGUGGUGUUCAGGAGGAGCGUCGUCGUCUUGUAUUAGAACCACGAAAGGUUGAUGCAGGAGGGAGUGAAACUCCAACUGCUGGGAAGACGAGUAAGCCAAACCCAUUUGGAGCUGCUAGACCGAGAGAGCAAGUUUUGGCGGAGAAAGGAUUGGACUGGAAGAAACUUGACUCGGAUAUUGAGGCCAAAAAGGGACAAACAAGCAGACCAUCGAGUGCGCAAUCCAGCAGACCAUCAAGUGCUCAAUCUAACAGGUCCGAGAGUUCAGCAUUGAACAAUGUGGAGAAUGUGGUGAAGCCGAGACCAAAGGUGAAUCCUUUCGGUGAUGCAAAACCUCGGGAAGUAUUGCUGGAGGAACAAGGGAAAGAUUGGCGCAAAAUUGAUUCUGAACUCGAGCAUCGCAGGGUUGACAGGCCUGAAACAGAAGGAGAGAGGAUGUUGAAGGAAGAGAUCGAAGAACUACGGAAGAAACUCGAGAAGGAAGCUGCCAUUGCACCUGAGAGCAAGGAAUCUCAUCAGGAAUCCGACAGUAAUCACCAAAAUCUACCGGAUCUCAUACGCGAGAAAGAAAAGGACCUGGACUUGCUGAUCCGUGAACUGGACGACAAAGUCAGGUUCAGGCCACGAGCAGUUGAGAGGCCUGGAUCCAGUGCAAGCAGAGCCGGUUCCUAUUCAGAAAGACCUCAUUCACGGGCUGGAUCAAUCGAUGAGUCUAGGAACGUCGAACCCAUGGAAAGACCUAGAUCACGUGGCACAGGCGAUAAUUGGCCAAGACCAGUAGAUGAUCGAAGAAACUUCCAAGGAAGCAAGGAACGUGGAUUCUUCAGCAACAGAAACUUCGACAGGUCAUCAUCGUCAAGGGAUGGAUGGUAAAAAAGGAAACUAAGGAUGAAUGUGGAAUGAGAUUAGAGAGUUUGGUUGACACACCAUUCUCAGAUUUUGAAGAAGGCAGAUAAGAGAGAAGCUUCAAUAAUAUUAAUAAGAAAAAUUCAUCUCCUUUUAAAAACCUAAUUUUAGGGGUUUUUUUGUUUUUGUUUUUUAUUGGUGCAUCUUCAGAAUUAAAAGCCUAAUGGUUUCUUCAUCUUGUUGUUUUUUGGGUCAUUUGCUCGUGAAACGGCAGAGCGCAAGACUUGUGACAAUUGAUGUGUCUUCAGAAUUUUUGGAGACAGAGACUGUUCUGUUCUUCUUCUCUGUUUAAGAAGUCUAUCUACCACUACUGUCAUCUUCUAUUUAAGAUUUGUGCAGCUUUGUGUUUAGUC